AUGGAGAAAUUAAGAUCAUUUGUUACUGUGAAUCUUUAUUCAAAGAUCAUUGCAAGUUGUGUGCUCUUACUGACCAUUCAUACUUUUAACAGUGAGCAAUAUCAAGGAGUCAAGGAUUUUUGAAAAUUGUUGGAUAUAGGAGAUGAAGUAUCAAAGUGAUUGACCUAUUUUCUUGGAAGUUUAACAUUUUUUGCAGCAAUCUCUAUAUUGUUCAGAUGGUAUAAAAGGGCAAUGUAUUUAUGAAUAAUGGCAUGAGGAUGAAAUCUGUUCGCACUUUUAUGAGUUGGAAUAACAAAAAAUGAUAAUAACUCUGACCCUCCUCUCAGCCUGGCUCAUGCCCUCAUCUCGCACAUUCUACAUCCAAACUCAGUUUGCCUUGAAAACGUGCUGACUUGAACUGCAGUCCACUCCUGAAUGUUCUAUGUAGCUUACCAGUACAUAUAGGGUCUUGGGAAGUAGAAGCAGGUGAAGAGGAGGGAUUUUUAAUAAAUUUAGCAAUCUGUUAGGGACUGG
Moneuplotes crassus is the source of this 513-nucleotide messenger RNA. The record is from the annotation of a GenBank genome assembly. Lineage: Eukaryota; Ciliophora; Spirotrichea; Euplotida; Euplotidae.